This is a messenger RNA of Brugia malayi, 1212 nucleotides long. RefSeq names its product cation diffusion facilitator family transporter containing protein. Gene Ontology annotation, molecular function: zinc ion transmembrane transporter activity. Gene Ontology annotation, biological process: response to zinc ion; zinc ion transmembrane transport. The transcript is spliced from 8 exons. Bases 1 to 1212 code for a protein of 403 amino acids. NCBI's taxonomy places the organism in Eukaryota, Metazoa, Nematoda, Chromadorea, Rhabditida, Onchocercidae. Gene Ontology annotation, cellular component: plasma membrane. The record is from RefSeq and is a predicted model, not a curated record.
AUGUCUUGUGAUCGAUCAGAAUCAACGCAAAAUGUUCCAAAUCAUAUGGAAACGAUUAAUGAUGAUACACCAUUGUAUUAUUGUGAUAGAAAUAACAAAUCUAACAAUUGUAACACAAGAAAAGCAGAACAAUCACUUUAUGCAGUAUCAGGGGUAACAGUGAUAUUUAUAAUAAUUGAAUUUUUGGGUGGCUAUUUUGCUAAUAGCCUAGCAAUUAUGACCGAUGCUGGCCAUAUGGUUUCUGAUUUAUUAAGUUUUUGUGUUGCAAUUAUUGCUAUUAAAUUAGCACAAAAAAAGCCAACAAAACGUUUACCAUUUGGAUAUUAUCGUGCUGAAAUAUUGGGCGCAUUAAUUAGUGUAAUAAUGAUUUGGGCGCUAACAGCCAUACUUGUUUAUGCAGCUAUUAAACGAAUAAUUGAACAAAAUUUUGAUGUUGAUGCAACAGUUAUGCUAUAUACAGCAGCGAUAAGUGUACUCUUCAAUAUUAUUAUGGGCGUUAUUUUACAUUUUGGUAAAACAGCGCACACACAUUUUGGACUGUCACAUAGUCAUGGAAAUGAGAAAACAUUUCCAAUUGAUUUAGAGGAUGGUACAUGUAAAGUUUAUCAAAAUAAUAUAAAAGAUAUCAGAUGUGAGCAAGAUAAUAAUGCAAAUAUUAUUAAAACAAUUAAUGUUACCGAUCAUGACAAUUCUAUGUUUGAAUUUGGCAGUAAUAUUAAUAUUCGAGCUGCAUUUAUUCAUGUUCUUGGUGAUUUAUUACAAUCACUUGGUGUAUUAUCUGCUGCAUUAAUAAUUAAAUUUACUAAUUAUCCUUUAGCGGAUCCUAUUUGUACAUUUCUUUUUUCACUUCUUGUUAUGCUAACAUCAUUCUCGGUAGCUCGAGAUUCGAUACUUAUUUUGAUGGAAGCAUCUCCGAAACAUAUUAAUGUCGACAAACUGUACAAUGAAUUAUGUGCUAUUGAAGGAGUACGAGAUGUACAUUCGCUUCGAGUAUGGUCAUUAACUAUGGAUAAAGUGGCAAUAUCGGUACAUUUGGAUAUCGAAAAAAGUUGUGAUUCCAAUCAUGUAGUGCAUGAGGCUAAUGAAAAACUAAAAUUAAAACAUGGAAUUCAUUUUAUCACUAUUCAAGCACAAUGUGUAUGUAAUCGAAGCAUUUCAAAUCAAUCAUUUUCAACUGCAGCAACAGCAGUUGAGCAUAUUUUGCGGAAGUAG